This is a messenger RNA of Osmerus eperlanus (European smelt), 2005 nucleotides long. It is a transcript of the gene ikbip, whose product is annotated as IKBKB interacting protein. NCBI's taxonomy places the organism in Eukaryota, Metazoa, Chordata, Actinopteri, Osmeriformes, Osmeridae. The record is from RefSeq and is a predicted model, not a curated record. The transcript is spliced from 3 exons. Bases 384 to 1604 code for a protein of 406 amino acids.
UUUCUUGUAGGUUCCGCCAGUCUUGUAGAAUAGGGCACGUCGACUCCACAGAAUGAACGCACUCGUACUAUAACGGAUUGAAGGAACGGAAAACGGCUGGCAGUCGCCUACGUGGCUGACGCAUUUGUUCAUAUUCCUCAAACUAAGGAGCAAGGAAGUUGAUUCUGUCAGGGAUGUAGGCUAAGACUGUAUUGUAGAAGUCUAUCAUCUUCAUUAUUUAUGUACGAAAGUGUAUCAAGCAUAACUAAUUAUGGACGGCAUUUGAAUGGAGUUUCUUGCUUUAGACUGUAUUCCAAAAUCUAGAACUGUGGGGGGUUUUGCCGUCGCUACACUGAAUACUUUGGUUGAAGCUUCAAGUUGAAACACUGUUGCAUUGUACCAAAAUGCCUAGUAACGAAGUAAAGCAAAGAAAGAAGACACAAAAAACAAAUGAGGAGUCGUCCAAUAAGCCAAACAACUGCGAAGAUGAGGCGAAGAAAGUGGAAACGACUAAAGGGGUCCAUUUAGAUCUACGUAAAACUUCGGUUUUCUCUCUGGAUCUAAGAACGAUUGCGUGUCUACUAUCCGUGGUAGUUUGUGCUGUCUUAACCUGGGUGGUGUUGAAGCAGAAUGAAAAGUUAACCGACGUGGAGGAGAAAUACAAACACUUGUAUGGGAAAACUGCAAGUCUGAUUGAAAUGGAGGAGGAAGUACUCAAGGUGUCUAAAAAGCUCACCACUUCAGAGAAGGAACUCCAGGGGGCGCUCUCCACUGCGUCAGUGGCGACACGGCUCCAGCAAGACAUCUUUUCCCUCCACGCCGCCAUUAAUGCCAUGCAAGCGGAUGAAAAAUCGGCCUCCCACGACCUCCAGGUGGUCAACGGACGCUUCCUCAACGUAACAGAGACGUGGCAGGAGCGCUUGGCCGCCGUGACGGCCGACCUCGCCACCCUGAAGGUGGAGUCGCGGGAGGCCCACGGCGGGGCCACCGACCGGGUCAACGAGGCAGAGCGGAGAGCGCUGGCCCUGGAAGAGAGGCUGGAGGAGCUGGAGGACAGCACCAGGAGGAACGCCCGGGCUCUGGAGCGCUCGGAGGAUGAAGACACCAAACGGGCCCAGGACCAGCUGGACUGGAACACAAAACAAAUCCAUAAAAUGGAGGACCAAGUCCGAGCCCUGAUCCGGGCUGACGCCGAGAUGGGCGCCCAGCUCCAGGAGCAUCUUCCCAGGGCCCAGCAAUGCGAGGCCCACCUCCCCGAUGUGGAGGAGGCUGUCCGGUCCAUCCUCAGAUUGGGGGGGGACCUGAGUGGGGCGGAGAGGAGGCUGGAGGAGCUCACCCUCCAGGUGUUUGGGACUGAGGACAGCAUGUUGAAGGCGUUGACAGAAAUAUUGGAAAUCAAGCAAGGGCUGGAUGCUCUCCAGGCCCACAACAGCAUCCUGAAGAUGAAGAACGAACUGGGAGUGGUCGCCGAGGCAGUCCGAGAGCUCAGCAUGGUGGUGAUGGGUGUGGGGUCGCUCAAAGCAGAGGAUUCUGAGAUUAUGGAGGCAGAGGAGGAUGAGGAGUGGGAGGACCCACAAGCGGAUGACCAAUCCCAGCUAGCGCUGGACGAUGAUCGCACUGUGUGACGUCAUUGUGGCAGGUCGCAUGGGGAAGGGAGGGGUUUAUUUUCCAUUCUGUCAAUGCACACAAUGUUAUGCUUUUCUACAUUUGUAUGUGACUUCAUGUCAAAAACCUUCUGUUAUUAUCAUUAAAAAAAAUGCUUUAUGUAGUCACAAUUAAGCACUGUCGUUAGCACUGCUGUGAUUCGGCAACAGCCGAUUAAGUAUUCUGAGUAGGUACAGUAGGGUAAUGUUAUACUACUAAGUAGUUGCAAUGAGAAAGUUCUCAAGGUGUAUUAUGGUAUUAUUCAUUACAGGCAAAAAUCCGUUUUUUUACACUUUUGUAUUUGUUUGUGAUAUGGUUUGGCAAACAGUAUAAGGUAAACUUGUUGAAGAGACUUACUUUCUAAUAAAAAGUGUGCCAAGGA